GCAUCGUCGACUCCAUCGCGAUCCACCGGGAGGUGCGUGGCCCCCAUCGCCUCGCCUUUACGAUGAACGCCGCGCGGGGCUCGCCGUGCCGGGACGCCGAAGUUCUGCAACCCGAGGAGGAGACGGACGUGAGCGCGCAGAAGGAGCGGAGCCGCCUCCCGUUCAGCGUGGAGGCUUUGAUUUCCAAGACGAGCACCUGUCGGACUUGCUUCUCUCCGGGGACUUUUUACGCCGCAGAGGGCUCGCCGGCCGUUCGCAGCGGCUCGACGGAGGACACCCCGCAGGCGGCCGACAGCGACCGCGGCACUUGGUUCCAGGCGAACACCUUCUCUUCCAAGCCUCGUAGCUCCAGCCCAUCUGCGUGCACUCUGCGGAAGCACAAAAACAACCGUAAACCUCGGACGCCCUUCACUACCUCUCAGCUGCUCGCCCUGGAGCGCAAGUUCCGCCAGAAGCAGUACCUCUCCAUAGCCGAGAGAGCCGAGUUCUCCAGCUCGCUCAACCUGACCGAGACCCAGGUGAAGAUCUGGUUCCAGAACCGCAGGGCCAAAGCCAAGAGGCUGCAGGAAGCCGAGCUGGAGAAGCUGAAGUUGGCCUCCAAGCCCGUCCUGUCGGCCUUCGCGCUGCCUUUCCCCCUCAGCGCGCACGUGCAGGGCUCGGCAACGUGGGGGCCCAUCUCCAACCCCUUCCCCAGGACCGGUCUGCCGGUGCCGGGACUCUUUGGCGGACCUGUCACGUACGGGAUGUACUAUUUGUCUUAGUAUUGCCGUGUGGGAAAUACAUGUUUUCAGGACACGCGGUUGCAAAAUCACUCAAAGGCACAAUAAGUAUUUUCCGACUUUUUUAUUUUAUUUUAUUUUUAUUUUUUAUGAAUUGACAUUUCGACAAAUGUUCUUCUUACCGGUACCUCCAAAACUGACAACUGUAUUGUUGGACAUGUUGUACAAAAGUGUGUGCAUUUGUGGGAAAAGUGCGUUUAGUUGACUGACAGUAUUUCUAACAGAGCAGUAAAAAGUACUUAAAGUGGGUGCCUCAACUGUCACCAUCUUAUUCAACUGUUUAUUUUACUUAUCACAGGGUUGUCAACAGAGAGCCGAUGUAUAUCAUGUGUGUAUCGAAUAGUGUUUACUCUCACAGCGUGGCCUUUCUGAGGAUUACUAUAGAAUUUGAUGCUAUUUUGCUGUAAAUGUAAAUAAAAGGUCCCGCACUCUCACUCGAGCAACAGCGGGACGUUUGUAUUUAUUGAAUCUUUUCUAUCUGUACUGUGUACACUUCUCAUAUAUGGAACAUGUAAAUAAACAUGCAA
This is a messenger RNA of Phycodurus eques (leafy seadragon), 1306 nucleotides long. Its product is annotated as homeobox protein MSX-2-like. The record is from RefSeq and is a predicted model, not a curated record. Gene Ontology annotation, cellular component: nucleus. Bases 63 to 761 code for a protein of 232 amino acids. The transcript is spliced from 2 exons. Gene Ontology annotation, molecular function: RNA polymerase II transcription regulatory region sequence-specific DNA binding; DNA-binding transcription factor activity, RNA polymerase II-specific. Gene Ontology annotation, biological process: embryonic morphogenesis; regulation of transcription by RNA polymerase II. Lineage: Eukaryota; Metazoa; Chordata; Actinopteri; Syngnathiformes; Syngnathidae.